CUUCCCCUGUGAUCAUUCUCAUACAAUCCCUCAGACUGGAGACGACUAACGGAGAAGAUGCAUCUCAUUGUCUGGCUCACCUACACGAUGGCUGUUGCCAUCUCUGUAUCUUCGGCUUUCAACAUUGAUACGACAAACCCCCACAUCUAUACUGCAGAACAAAAUGAUUUCUUUGCAAACAAAGUGCUUCAAAUCAUAUCUGGGAAGAAAGGAGGGAUACUUGGGUCUGCACCCCAGCAGCCCAACGGAUGUGAAGAAACAAGCAAAUCUGAUCUAAACUCAACCCAUCAGUGCUUCAUUAUUCCAGAAACUUUACUCACAAACGAAACACCAGUCAAGCACUUUGGCCUGUCAGUAAGUGAGGACUCCAGAUGCUCCCAAAUCACUGUUGUCAGCCCAAGUGUGGUGCAUGAAUGUUAUGGGAACUCCAAUCUCAACAGCACACAGUACAGUAGCAGACCUGCGUACCAAGAAUGCACAAAAAAUGCAGUGGACCUAGUCUUUCUAUUUGAUGGAUCACAAAGUAUGGAAGAAGAAGAGUUCAACAAAAUUAAAAACUUUAUAGUGGAAAUGAUGAACAGCCUGAAGGACCUAUCAAUCAAGUUUGCAGCAGUUCAGUUCUCCACACAACCCAGGAAAGUUUUUGACUUCAAUGACUAUGAAGAGGGUAGAGCUCUUAGGAAUCUAAUGCAAGAACCUCAUAUGAGUGCUCUCACCAACACAUACAGAGCCCUCGGAUUUGUGUUAAAAGAAAUCUUUGAAAACUCAGCUGCAGGCGCCUGUCCUGAUGCAACCAAAAUAAUGAUACUACUCACAGAUGGAGUUCCAUCUGACACGGACAGAGAUAGGAUCAUUAACAGAUAUGAUGAAAAAAACAUAAUUCGCUUCAUUAUUGCGAUUGAAUAUCUUAGGCUGGAAAACAUCAGAGACUUGGCUUCAGAACCAAAAGACAAAAAUACCUUCAAGAUGGAGAACUAUGACGAAGUCACAGGAAUACUGGAAGACAUCCAAAAAAAGAUCUUUAAAAUGGAAGUGGCUCAAGCACAAAUGAGUCAGACUGGAUUCGGUGCUGUCUUCUACAAAGUUUGCAGACCAAGUGAAACCCAUGAAUGUAAGGAGAACUCCUUUGUGAACAGCGUGUGCUACAAGAGAAAAGAUGACCCUCAGCCAAUCUCCUCGUUCACACCUGCUUUCCAAGAAAGCACAAGUAAGAAAAUAGACCUAGUCUUUCUGUUUGAUGGAUCAGGGAGUAUGACCGAAGCAGAGUUCAACAAAAAUAAAGAUUUUAUAGUGGAAAUAAUGAGCAGCCUGAAGAACUUGUCAAUCAAGUUUGCAGCAGUUCAGUUCGGCUCAGUUCCCAGGAAGGUUUUUGACUUCAAUGACUACGAAGCUGGUCGAGAUCUCCAAAAACUCAAGAAAGAACCCCAUAUGAAGUCUCUCACUAACACACACAAAGCGCUAACAUUUGUGUUGGAGAACAUCCUUGAGAACCCAGCUGCAGGCGCCUCUCCUGAUGCAACUAAAGUUGUGGUCGUCAUCACUGAUGGAGAUCCCAGCGACAGAGACAGAAAUGGGAUUAUCGCCACAUAUGAUGAGAAAAACAUAAUUCGCUUUGUCAUUGGGGUCAGAGAUGCUGGGCUGGACAGAAUCAGAACCAUUGCUUCAGAACCAAAAGACAAAAAUACCUUCAAGAUUGAGAACUAUGAAGGACUCACAGGAAUACUGGAAGACAUCCGAGAAAAGAUCUUUAAAAUGGAAGUGGCUCACGAACAAAUGGGUCAGACUGGAUUCAGUGCUGUCUUCUACAAAGAUACUUUGAUUCUGGGUUCAGUGGGAUCAAACAGCUGGCGUGGUUGGCUUCAGAACCAUCAUGAACAAAAAGAAACACAUUCUGAAGAUCCACUCAUGCAGAUGAACUCCUACAUUGGAUCCUCUAUCUCCACUGGAGUGAAGAAUAGCUUUUCUCUAUAUUUCAUGGGUGCACCAAGAUUUGAGCACACAGGACAGGUCGUACUCCUCACACACAAUUGGAAGAAAUGGACUGCAGCCCAAAGAUUAAAUGGGGAUCAGAUUGGUUCCUAUUUUGGUGCAGAGUUGUGUUCAGUAGAUGUCGACUCAGAUGGUAACACGGAUUUCCUGCUGGUGGGAGCUCCACGGUUUUCUCAGGAAGAGAAAGAAGGCCAGAUCUAUGUCUACGCACUGACUGAUGAGAUGCAACUGAAAAGUCAACUGAAUGUGACUGCACCAUCCAAGGGAAGAUUUGGCACCACAAUUUCCAGUCUUGCAGAUCUGAAUGGAGAUGGACUCCGAGACGUUGCUGUUGGAGCCCCUCUUGAAGAUGAUAACAGAGGGUCUGUGUAUAUCUACCUUGGUGACAGGCACAAAGGGAUACGCAGCACUUUCAGCCAAAAAAUCAGGGGAUUGGACAUAAAACCUGAGCUCAGAUUCUUUGGACAUGCCAUUGAUGGGGACUUUGACCUCGGAGAAGAUGGACUCCCAGAUAUUGUGGUUGGCUCACAGGGCAUGGCUGUUGUGCUAAGGUACAAGCCCAUCUUCAAUGUCUUGACCCAUCUGUCUUUUCAACCUGAGGAGAUAAACACUGAAAGGCUUCACUGCCCUGGCAUUUCAGAUGAAAUUUUACCAAUGGUUACCAUAACAGCCUGCUUUGAAAUGAUUAAUACAACCACAACAGGCAUAGCAGGGGCAAUGAACUCCGGACCAAUAAUCUCUUUCACACUGGAUGUGGAUCCAAUGAGACAAACAAAUCGGGGUUUCUUCAUUCAAACCGACAAAACAGCCAGAACUCUUACCAGCACCGUAGAGCUGAAGGAUAAAGAUACCUGCCGUAACUACUCCAUCUAUAUGCCAAGAUGUGUGGAUGACACAUUAUCACCCAUCAUGAUCAGACUACAUUUUUCCCAAGUUGACAGUGAGAGAGCGAGUGCCAUCCUAAGCAUGGACAACAAAAGGCAGGCAGUUGUUGAGAUUAAUUUCCGAAGUUAAUGGAAAAAAGAUGGAUUUUAAGGAUGCACAUCUGACAAGCAGCAAGAGAGAAGCGUGCUUGGGAAAAGGAGUCUGAAGGACAACAAUGAAAAUAAACAUUAAUAAUAACUUAAUUAAUCAAAUAACAAUGCAAUGCUCUUCCACAGUACUGAUAUUGGCAAUGCUUUGUCUAUUCUUUGCAAAUGUAAGAUCAAUGCUUAUCCAUUUCUUGCUGGCCCAGAACCCUACCCUCUCCUGUAUCACAUGUUGAGGCAACUCGCUGUAUUACAACAUAUAAUACAACAGAUCUUUGUAAUCAUGUAUAAUCUGUGUAUAUCACAAACAUUCCUGUAUACACACUGUCAAGUAAGUUGAGAUCUCUACUCGCCACCUAAUAUGACGUAAUACACAAAGUCACUGUGAUAAUUGUUGUUAAGUGAUCCUACUAUGUGAUGUGAUGGUGUGAUACACAAAUGACAAAUGACUGAUGGAUGUGGAAAUGAUUGUAAUGAACGAAGUAAGUGAUGAUUAUAUGUACGAUGAUAGUUAAAAUGUUGAAGUGAUUUGAUAAAAUAACUGUUGAGACAAAAUGCAAGAAUGAUCAGUUAAACAGUAUGUGUGGUGACUGAAGUAAUCAUAAGAAAUGUUGGUGACUAUGAUAUUAAUUCUGAUGACUGUGUUAGAAAGAAGCAACAGUUAGGGCGAAGCCAGUAGAAAAAAGGGAACUGAGAAGGGCGACGUUGAGCUGAGACAUGUUGUAACGUGUUGAACGUGUGAAGCUGGACCGAGAUGUGGGAAAGAGAAGUUAGAGGAACAGUUCUCACUGUUGUCAGGAUUACAGUACUGAUCUAGGAUUACUCUGACUUUGGAUAAAGUGGAGAGCCUCAGCUGAGGUCUGAAGCCGGACAGUGCGUUAUAGUUGCUUGGCCAGGCAACUUUCCCGUUUUCCUCUCCAAAUUUGAUGGAUUACAAUUCCCAGCUACAGCUUCAUUCAACACAGGCAGUUAGGGUAAUCCAUUUUUUGAUCAUUAUAUGCUGUAUGCUUGCACCUUUCUAUAUUAUCAAUAAAUUCUCAAUUGCAUUUAAA
Molecule: messenger RNA, 4069 nt
Organism: Centropristis striata (black sea bass)
Lineage: Eukaryota; Metazoa; Chordata; Actinopteri; Perciformes; Serranidae
Product: integrin alpha-L-like
Exons: 25
Coding region: 58-3003 (981 amino acids)
Biological process (GO): integrin-mediated signaling pathway; cell-cell adhesion; cell adhesion mediated by integrin
Cellular component (GO): external side of plasma membrane; integrin complex
Molecular function (GO): integrin binding
Source: RefSeq, a predicted model, not a curated record